Messenger RNA from Acomys russatus (golden spiny mouse), 468 nucleotides. Its product is annotated as 60S ribosomal protein L29-like. The transcript has a single exon. Gene Ontology annotation, molecular function: structural constituent of ribosome. The record is from RefSeq and is a predicted model, not a curated record. The coding region runs from base 1 to 468 and encodes 155 amino acids. NCBI's taxonomy places the organism in Eukaryota, Metazoa, Chordata, Mammalia, Rodentia, Muridae. Gene Ontology annotation, biological process: cytoplasmic translation. Gene Ontology annotation, cellular component: cytosolic large ribosomal subunit; ribosome.
AUGGCCAAGUCCGAGAACCACACCACACACAAUCAGUCCCACAAAUGGCACAGAAAUGGCAUCAAGAAACCCCGGUCACAAGAUAUGAAUCUCUUAAGGAGGUUGACCCCCAAGUUCCUGAGGAAUGUGCGCUUUGCCAAGAAGCACAAGAAACGCCUGAAGAAGAUGCAGGCAAACAACGCACAGGCAGUGAGUGCCCGUGCAGAGGCCAUCAAGGCCCUUGUGAAGCCUAAGGCUGUUAAGCCCAAGAUGCCAAAGGGCCCCCGCUGCAAACUCAUCUGUCUUGCUUUCAUCGCUCAUCCCAAGCUUGGGAAGAAGAUUCGAAGCUACAUGGCCAAGGGCCAUAGGCUCUGCCAACCAAAGCCCAAGGUUCAAAUCAAGGCAGACGCCACAGGUCCAGCUAAGGCCCAGGCUUCAGCCCCAGCUCAGGCUCCCAAAGGUGUCCAGGCCCCUGUGAAGGCCCCAUAG